GUAUUAUACAUAUUACUUAUUGCAUUUUCAUUGGUUCAAUGUAAUUUACAAAUCUAGAAAGAAAAUUUCAUGAUCUUUUACAUGCAUUUAUUAAUUUCUUUUGUUUGAUAAUAAAAGAAAAAGGGCAAUAGCCAUUUAAUCUGAUUAGAAAGAAUUGCUAAAGGAGGAGGACACAAACAUUUAAGGAAAGAAAAAAAAAAGAAAAAGAAUAUGCACAAAACUUGAAUAAUGAAGGAAAGUUUUCAGAGAAUAGAAACUCUCAUAGCUUGACACUUCCUAACCAUUUAAUUAAAUAAAAAAGAUAAUUACAAAAGAUCAUAUAACUAUAAGUAAGACUUAACAUGUGAAUUUUGGAAAGACAAAACACAUCUUUUGGAUCCAUGAAUAUUUUUUAAGAUUUGAUGCUUUGGGUCCUUAAACAAAAAAAAAAAAAAAAUUCUUUUUAAUAUCAAGCAAAAAUCAUUUAAAAUUACAAGAACAAAAUCAUUUAUUCUUUUCAUGUUUAUGUUGGGAGAAGCUAAUAUCUAAGGACCAAUGAUCCAAAGUUAAAAAGUUCAGGGACCUAAAAUUGGGUUUUUCUUUUUUGGAGACAGACAUUAAUAUGAGGAAAACCGCCACCUUCUGCUCUUAGGUAAAUUACAUAAAGACCCCUGAUAUUAAACCCAUUCGCAUCUAAACCCAGAUAUGGUGGGUCCGCUGGCACAGAAUACGACCGUUGCAUUUGCACGCCCUCCCUCCCUCUCCCUCGUAUCCCUCAAAACAACCAAAGAGAAGUCAUAAAAGAAAGCAUUCAAAUUUCAAAAAUUCAAAUCGUUAGCAAUAAAGAAAAGCUGCCACUUUGCACAUUCCGUUUCUAGCAAAGAAACAAUAUCAAUACCAUUCUCAGCUCCAAUUCAAAUUCAAAUCCACUCUCACCCAAUUCAUUUUUGGCUCCACUCUGUCAAAACCCUUUCUUGAGCUUCAUUUUGAGCUUCAAAUUCUUCUGGGUUUUGAUUCUUAUUGCUUGAGACAUUUGAAAGAAAGAAAGCAAGAAAGAAAGAAAUUUGUGUCGAAGAUUGAAACUUUCUUUCUUUACUGCAAAAUGAGAGAAGAAAACCCAUUUGAAACCAAAUCAAAAGCAUCAAAAUUUGCUGAUCAAAAUCAAGCACCAAAGGCUCAGAACACAAAAGGCAAUAGCAAUAAUGCUUCAAAGCUUAAAUCUUCAUGGGGUUCACACAUAGUUAAAGGUUUUACAGCGGAUAAAAAGACCAAAUCUUCACAUACAACUGCAGUAGUUACAAGCAAGAAACUUCCAUUACCAAAUACAGAAUCUACAAACCAGAAGAACCCCUUGGUUUCGUCUCAUUCUAGGGUCAAAAGAUCACUAAUUGGUGAUUUAUCUUGCUCAGUAACAGCUAUCCAAGUCCACCCACAUGCAUACCAGAACCAAACUAAUCAUCGAAGACAAUCUUCAGGGUCACGAGAUUUGUUUCUUGAAUUAGACCAUUUACGAAGCUUGCUUCAAGAAUCAAAAGAAAGGGAGUUUAAGUUACAAGCAGAGGUAUCGGAGCUUAAAAGAAAUGGAAGGUUAUUGGAACUUGAGAGAGAACUUGCAGUGAAGAAAAAUGAGGUUGAUGAGCUUCUUCAAAGAAUUGGGAUUUUGGAGUCUGAGAAAACUGUUCUUUGUGAGCAAGUGGCCGAAAUGUGCUUGAAUUCAGAGAAGAAACAUGAAGAGGUUUUGAAAAGAGAGGGCAAUGAGACUUCAAUGGGGAACAUGGAAAUGGAAGUUGUUGAGUUGAGGCGGUUGAAUAAGGAGUUACAGAUGGAAAAGAGGAAUCUUUCUUGCAGGUUAUCUUCUAUGGAGACUCAAUUAGCUUCUGUUGCCAAGGCUUCUGAGAGUGACAUAUUAGCAAAAAUUAAAGCUGAGGCAUCUUCACUACGACUAACAAAUGAAGAUUUGUGUAAACAAGUUGAGGGUUUGCAAAUGAGCAGACUAAAUGAGGUAGAGGAGCUUGCAUAUCUGAGAUGGGUAAAUUCGUGUUUGAGAGAUGAAUUAAGGAAUUCGUGCUCAAUAAGUUCUGAUAAAGCCUCAGGUCUAAACUCAGCGGAGAGGAGUAAUGAUUCUGUUAACUCAUUCUCUUCUAAUGAGUACUUAGAAUAUAGUAGCGCAAAGAGAUUAAAUUUGAUUAAGAAGUUGAAGAAAUGGCCUAUCACUAAUGAGGAUUUGCCAAACUUAGAAUGCCCUGAUAAAAACUGGGUUCAUUCAGAGGAACUAAGAAGUCCAAGAAGAAGACAUUCUAUUAGUGGAUCGAAGUUCAGUAUAGAAGAGUUGGUAUCUAGCAAGCGAAGGCAAUCUGAUGGUUUUAUGUGUAUAAAAGAAGUGGAAAAGGAAACUGAGCCUUUAUCUUCUCAAAAAUAUGACUUUGAAAUGGAUCAAAGACCCCAAAUGUUCGUUAACUGCAUAGAGAACAAUAAGAUAGUGUCAUCAUUGGAUGUGGAGAAAAGGGUUUUGCGCGUUCCAAAUCCUCCUCCAAGACCCUCUUGUUCUAUGCCAAGUGAAACUAAAGAGGAAUGUUCAGUUCAAGUAGCACCGCCACCCCCACCACCUCCCCCUCCACCACCUCCUCCCCCAAAGUUCUCAAUGAGAAGCAGUUCGGCUGGAGUAGUGCAACGAGCACCUCAAGUAGUUGAAUUUUACCAUUCACUAAUGAAGAGGGACUCCAGAAAGGAGUCUUCAAAUGGUGGUGUCUGUGAAGCCUCAGAUGUUGCAAAUGUUCGUAGCAGUAUGAUUGGUGAAAUUGAAAACAGAUCAUCUCAUUUACUUGCGAUCAAAGCAGAUGUCGAAACUCAAGGAGAAUUCGUCAACUCUCUGAUAAGAGAGGUCAACAAUGCAGUUUUCCAGAAUAUUGAAGAUGUUGUGGCAUUUGUGAAGUGGCUAGAUGAUGAGCUUGGCUUUCUGGUGGACGAAAGGGCAGUCCUGAAGCACUUUGAAUGGCCAGAAAAGAAAGCUGAUACACUGCGAGAAGCAGCAUUUGGGUAUAGAGAUUUGAAGAAGUUGGAGUCAGAAGUGUCUUAUUACAAGGAUGAUCCUCGAAUGCCUUGUGAUGUUGCACUAAAGAAAAUGGUCACUUUAUCUGAGAAGAUGGAACGUAGUGUUUAUAAUGUUCUUCGAACGAGAGAAUUCCUGAUGCGAAAUUGCAAUGAAUUCCAAAUUCCAACGGAUUGGAUGCUUGAAAAUGGCAUUAUUAGCAAGAUAAAGUUUGGCUCAGUUAAGUUGGCAAAGAAGUAUAUGAAGAGAGUAGCUACAGAGAUUCAGUCAAAAGCAGCACUGGAGAAAGACCCUGCACUCGACUAUAUGCUACUUCAAGGAGUUAGGUUUGCUUUCAGAAUUCAUCAGUUUGCUGGAGGAUUUGAUGCAGAAACAAUGCAUGCGUUUGAGGAACUCCGCAACCUGGCUCACCUCCUCAACAAGAAGUAAAGAAAGUAUCUUUUGAGCUUACCAUCUCACCAUCAGGAAGCAAAGAGCUUGGUUGUGACAGGUCACCACUGGCAAUACUAAUGAAGAAACGGUGAUGAUGAUGAUGGGGCUGGAAGUUCUGUUUUUAGAGUAAUGGAGAUAAUUGUUUAAAUCAACUUUAGAUUUGAAUUAGAUGUAUAAAUAAGGCAAAAUUGAAUUUAAAAUUUGAAAUAAACUUUAGAUUCAAUUAAUAGUUUGAAUCUAACACUGAACUGGGUGGUGGAGGCAGUGGGUUUGGUGGUGUGGCUUGCGGUGUUGAUGGUGGUGCGGAAGCCCGUUUUUUUUGAUCUUGUAUUGUUCUAUUUGGUGGGUGCACUGUUUUUAGCGGCAGGGGCUAUGGUGGUGUUAGCGGCAGGGACUGCAGUGGUGUUGGUGCUAAAAGCUACGGCGACAGGUUUUACAACGGCGGCAUUAGGUGCAAGUGGGUUCUUUGCUGAUUUGAAAUACAAUUUCAAAAUCAAAACUAAUAUUACUUAGUUAAUUAAUCUUUUUUAGGAUUAGGGAACAAUUAGCUGGAUUCUGUGCUAAAUUAAAUUUCUUAACA
Messenger RNA from Ricinus communis (castor bean), 4040 nucleotides. Its product is annotated as protein CHUP1, chloroplastic. NCBI's taxonomy places the organism in Eukaryota, Viridiplantae, Streptophyta, Magnoliopsida, Malpighiales, Euphorbiaceae. The record is from RefSeq and is a predicted model, not a curated record. The coding region runs from base 1082 to 3457 and encodes 791 amino acids. Gene Ontology annotation, cellular component: chloroplast outer membrane. The transcript has 8 exons. Gene Ontology annotation, biological process: chloroplast organization.